Messenger RNA from Protopolystoma xenopodis, 294 nucleotides. Lineage: Eukaryota; Metazoa; Platyhelminthes; Monogenea; Polystomatidea; Polystomatidae. The record is from the annotation of a GenBank genome assembly.
AUGAAAUCAGUCGACACAUUGUCGGCCGCAGCUAGUCGGCAGCAACGUGCAUUGGAUCACUUGGGCGAUCUCGCACGCCUUGAAGAAGCUCAAAUUGUCGGACUUAACUCCAAACAACGAGAUUUGGUACAGGCGAUUACAGACAGCAAGCGUCAUUUUGCAGAGGAGCAGGUGGAGGCACGACGCUUGACAGAAGAGAGAGACCACAAAGCUAAUGGUACAUCAGACUUGCCUAUAAAGACUCCAUUAUAUAUUUUAAUCGUUGUUAAGUCCAUAAGAAUUCGCUUAAAAUAG